UUGACUGUUUCAGGGAGGAUUUUCCAGCAUGCAGCAGCAAGGCGGGGAAAGGAAGGAGGAAGAGCCGGAGGCUGCGGCAGCCGGGAAGAGCCCAGGCGCCGAAGCUGUGGCUGGAGGGUGGGCAUGGGGAGUGGUGUUUCACUUCUUCCUGGUCAACGUAGUCGUGAUGGGGAUGCUCAAGACCUUUGGGAUUUUCUUCGUGGCUUUCCAAGAGGAGGUGGGGGGCUCCUCCGAGCAAGUCAGCUGGAUCGGCUCCAUCAUGUCCUCCCUGCGCUUCUUAGGAGCCCCGCUCGUGGCCGUGGUCUGCAGGAGGCUGGGCGAGCGGCCGACCUCCAUCAUCGGGGCCGGCUUGGUCGGAGGGGGCUGCCUGCUCAGCACGCAGGCCACCAGCGUCCCCUUCCUCUGCAUCUCCAUGGGACUUCUCCUGGGUAUGGGCUUCGCCUGCCUUUACCAGGCGGCCGCGGUGAUGACGGCCAAGCGCUGCAGGACACGGCUGGCUUUCUCCAACGCCAUCGCCCGCUCCGGGAUGGGGCUGACGUUUUUAAUAGCACCGUUCACUCAACUUCUCAUUGAUUUUUAUGGCUGGCAAGGUACUCUCCUGAUUUUUGGAGGCAUCGUGUUAAACCUCGUGCCUUCCAGCAUGCUGCUGCGACCUGUCAGCACCCAGCUGCCUCGACGCUCCUCUGCUAAAAAUGAAGACCGUGGGUCUUUAAUGGCAAAGAAGGACUCAGAAACCCUUGAUGGCUGCUUAGAUGAAACCACUCACGGAGAAAUACAGCUUCGCAGCGUACAGGACCUUCCCACCACGGACGGACUCAUGAUGUCCGACGGCAGAGAUGUCUCUGGUCCGUCCCUUCCACCGACCAAAAAAGAAAAUUCGCAGCCUCUCCUCGACUUCUCCCCACUGACGGAUCCCGUCUUCUGCAUUUUCACGUGGUCUUUUUUGUUCAGCCACUUGGCCUACUUCGUGCCCAUCUUCCACCUGGUAGCAAGAGCCAGGACACUGGGUAUAAGCAGCAUGGAUGCCUCUUACCUUAUUUCAGUGGCUGGCAUCACGGAGAUGGUCAGCCAGCUGCUCUCGGGCUGGGUCGCCGACCAGAACUGGACCAAGAAGUAUCACUACCACGUGGCUUACCUUGUCCUCGGCGGCAUCACUAACCUGCUCUGUCCUCUGGCCACCACCUUCCCGUUACUCAUGACCUACGCGGUGGCCUUCGCCGUUUUCUGCGGUGGGUUCAUGGCUCUGGUCCUCCCUGUGCUGGUAGAUCUAGUGGGUGUGCAAAAACUCCACAGCUACCUGGGGUUUGCUGCCUUCUUUGCUGGGAUAGCGGCCGUCGGCGGACCUCCUCUAGCAGGGUGGCUGUAUGACUACACCCAGACAUAUGUCUGCUCUUUCCUCUUUGCUGGAGCCUGUGCUCUCAUCUCACCUAUUUCUUUCUUCUUUGAGCCUUCGGCUCAGAAAUGGAAGCUAAAAAAAGCCAAGCUGAACAAGGGCCCCACGCUUGGCUGAAGCGAUUCUGCGGUGGAAAAUUUAAAGGACGGUCUUUGAUUGCAUCCACGAUCGGAAGGUGAUCGCCGGCACAGACCUUCUGUACCGGGACAUAUAAACAGCAGCAAAAAUGAAGAGAGGAAU
Messenger RNA from Gavia stellata (red-throated loon), 1633 nucleotides. It is a transcript of the gene SLC16A4, whose product is annotated as solute carrier family 16 member 4. The coding region runs from base 29 to 1510 and encodes 493 amino acids. The transcript is spliced from 10 exons. Gene Ontology annotation, molecular function: monocarboxylic acid transmembrane transporter activity. NCBI's taxonomy places the organism in Eukaryota, Metazoa, Chordata, Aves, Gaviiformes, Gaviidae. The record is from RefSeq and is a predicted model, not a curated record. Gene Ontology annotation, biological process: monocarboxylic acid transport; transmembrane transport.